GUUAGUUGCUACUGGUUACCUAUCACGCCAAGAAAUUGGACGUUUGAUAAGUUUUGAGAUCAAAGCCUGCAAAUAUUGAAAUAGCAUCUAUUCUCGAGAUAUUUGGAACAAAACUGGCUGAUCGUGAAACAGAAAAAUGGAGAUCGUCUAUGUUUAUACGAAGAAGCGGGCCGAGUUUGGGAGGCAGUGUAACUUCUCAGACAGAGCUGCUGAACUGCAUGUCGACAUUGUACCCGACCCUUCACUGUUGGAUAAUUUUGUGGAGAAGAAUCCAGUAGACGCACCGAUACAAUGUGUCCAGGAAAUGUCCGAACAUGAGGUAAAUACAGAAAGAUUUGAAACGGGUUCGCGUGGUAUAAACCACACUGAAGGUGGAUGGCCAAAGGACGUGAACCCAAGUGAAGUGGAACAGGUCACCAGAUACAGAAAGAAGGUCGAGAAGGAUGAGAUGUAUAUUUCAACUAUCCAGCAGCUUGGCAGUGUUAUGGAGCAUUGCAUCAAACAGAACAAUGCCAUCGACAUCUAUGAACAGUAUUUUGAGGAUGUAGACAUAGACCAUGUAGACGAAGCACCAUCAGCCAAAACAAUCAACGUGUUCAGAGAUCCGAAUCAAAUAAAGCGAACCGCAACACACAUAUCCUGGUUUCCUGAUGGCCCACGUAAAGUGGCUGUGGCAUAUUGUAACCUGGAAUUCCAGAGCUCACCACCAGAUGCUUCAAUGGAUUCGUACAUUUGGGAUGUUGAGAAUCCCAAUAAACCAGAAAUGACCUUGAAGCCAGUUUCACCUCUAGUGUGUCUGGAGUACAAUCCGAAAGAUUCUCACGUUCUGCUUGGAGGAUGUUACAAUGGUCAAAUAGCAUACUGGGACACCCGGAAGGGCUCUCAGCCGGUAGAGAUGACGCCCAUUGAACAGAGCCAUCGAGACCCGGCCUACAAGACUAUCUGGAUACAGUCAAAGACUGGUACCGAGUGUUUCUCAGCUUCCACGGACGGACAGGUGUUGUGGUGGGACAUCCGCAAACUGGGAGAACCCACAGAGAAACUGUACUUAGACAAAAAACAAGACUUCACAAAGGCACAGGGGGCAUACUGUUUGGAGUAUGAGCCCACGAUGCCAACAAAAUUUAUGGUGGGCACAGAACAAGGGUCAGUUAUGUCAUGUAACAGGAAAGCCAAGACGCCAGGAGAGAAAAUUGUAGCACUGUACUCAGGUCACAUUGGUCCAGUAUAUUCCUUACAACGCAACCCUCACUUCCCCAAGAACUUCCUCAGCGUUGGAGAUUGGUGCGCCAGGAUAUGGUCAGAAGAUUUCAGAGAAUCGUCCAUUAUGUGGACAAAACAGUAUUCCUCAUACCUGACCGAUGGCUACUGGAGUCCGAUGCGGCCUUCGGUGUUCUUCAUCACCAAGAUGGACGGAACGCUGGACGUGUGGGACAUCAUCUUCAAGCAGAACGACCCUACUCUCAGUUUACAGGUUUGUGAUGUCCCACUUCACUGUCUGCGGGUACAGGAGGCUGGUCGGCUGGUGGCGUGUGGCUCACAGGAUGGUACGACAACACUGUUGGAGUUGUCCGAGGGACUCUACACCAUGCAGAGGAAUGAAAAGAAUUUAGUCACUGCUAUGUUUGAGCGCGAAACAAGACGAGAGAAGAUUCUAGAUACCAGACACAGGGAAAUGAAACUGAAGGAAAGGACAAAAAGUCAGCAAGAAAAAGACAAGGAAGAGGAAGAGGUGCCAGAAGACGAAGAAGAUAUGGUUGAAAAAGCAGAAAAGGAAUUCUUCAAAAUCAUUGAGCAGGAAAAGAAAAAGCAAAAUCCACCAGUUCCGGACUUUGAGAAAACGGAACCGGUCCAGUCACAAGUAAUUGAGGAGGUAACAGAAAAGGAGGAAGAAGAGGCAGAGAAGAAAUAGUUAUACAGAGUUACUUCCCUUCCUACGACAUAACCCAGAAGUUGUGAUUGUCCCGUGAACUAUUAUUAGUUUCACAUUUAAAAGAUAAUCACUUAUAAAUUGUGACACAGUUGGC
Gigantopelta aegis is the source of this 2027-nucleotide messenger RNA. Its product is annotated as dynein intermediate chain 3, ciliary-like. Gene Ontology annotation, biological process: cilium movement; outer dynein arm assembly. The record is from RefSeq and is a predicted model, not a curated record. Lineage: Eukaryota; Metazoa; Mollusca; Gastropoda; Neomphalida; Peltospiridae. Bases 137 to 1912 code for a protein of 591 amino acids. Gene Ontology annotation, cellular component: outer dynein arm. The transcript has 15 exons. Gene Ontology annotation, molecular function: dynein light chain binding; dynein heavy chain binding.